AAAUUGUGAUUAGAGUAAGUAGUUUUUAGGACACAAUUACUGAAGUGGUAAAUUGUGAUUAGAGUAAUAUUAUUUUCAUAUAGCUUCGUCAUUGAUUCAUUAACACAAUAUUUAUUAGCACUAAUCUCAUGUUAUCACAAGAGUUGUAAUUUUUUUUGUAAUCCUUUUUUUCUUAUUGUUGGGUAAUUUUACAAACAAUAGAUGGACAAGGCGACCGUGCUUGCAGAGACGGUCUGGCAAGUAAGGGAGUUGAGGAAGACUGUUCCGGAUUUGGAAGGUGUUUGUGGUGGUAGCAGUAAGGAUUGUGUGUUCCCUGGAGGGGCUGACAAGUUGAGUUUGGAAAACGGUGACGGUGACAAUGACCAGGGGCUGGUCAAGGUCACAUUUAGCUGUGAGGAUAGGCCAGGGUUGAUAUCAGCCGUGGCAAGGACACUGAGGUCUAUGAAAGGGAGGGUGGUAAAGUUUGAGAUGGUAACACUAGGUGGAAGGACUAAAAGUGUGUUGUGGGUUCAAGGGCUGAGUGGGGGCAAUGAAGGGAUUGGAAUGCUAAGAAGAGCUUUGAAGGUGGUCAUUGACAGGCUCAACUUGCCAGGGAUUAGCAAGAGGUCACGGCUCGCUUGAUGAUUAUAAGUUUUUUGGGUCUGAGGUAAAUUGUGUGGAAUCAGGGAGGGGGGAUUGUAUCAAUUAUAAGACUGAAAAAAAAAUAUAUAAAAAAAAUAAAAUAAAUAAGGUUAAGAUUGUAGGUAUAGGGGAUUCAGACAUGGUAGCUAGCUAUAGGAUUUCAUUAGGAGGCAUUAUAAUGUAUAUCUGGUUUGACAUGGUUUAACUUACCAUAUACUUACCUUCGGUUAUAGGAAAAUACCUUUAGAUUAUACAUGAACCAUGAAGCCCACAGCUAUAAAGAUUCAUUGUUUAAAAGGCUAUGAUAAUAGAUUACUAAUGAAAAAUAUGCUAGUUUCUUAUUUUCAAUGAUUGAAUUUUUAUCUCUUGUUUCAAUCCUCCUUCCUUCUUUAUUUCAAAGUAAAGUAUUGUCAUACAAAACACACCCAUAUUUUGUUCUGGUAAAAAUUAAAAUUAAAUGUUCCAUGCUUUGUUAAUUUUAAGUUUGACAGAAAUCACCUUGAUAAAGAAUUGAAAAUUUAUAUUACUAUUAGAGGAGUGCACGUAUUUAUAUAGGGGGUUAAAUGUUUUUAUUACUAUAAUAAUUAAAUUGAGCAGAAAAAAAAAAAGUAUAAAUAAAAUAAAUAAAUAAA
Quercus lobata is the source of this 1253-nucleotide messenger RNA. Its product is annotated as transcription factor bHLH131-like. The record is from RefSeq and is a predicted model, not a curated record. Gene Ontology annotation, molecular function: DNA-binding transcription factor activity. Gene Ontology annotation, biological process: regulation of DNA-templated transcription. Lineage: Eukaryota; Viridiplantae; Streptophyta; Magnoliopsida; Fagales; Fagaceae. The transcript has a single exon. The coding region runs from base 202 to 621 and encodes 139 amino acids.